Asparagus officinalis (garden asparagus) is the source of this 1395-nucleotide messenger RNA. Its product is annotated as serine/threonine-protein phosphatase PP1-like. Gene Ontology annotation, cellular component: cytoplasm; nucleus. Gene Ontology annotation, molecular function: protein serine/threonine phosphatase activity. NCBI's taxonomy places the organism in Eukaryota, Viridiplantae, Streptophyta, Magnoliopsida, Asparagales, Asparagaceae. The coding region runs from base 230 to 1078 and encodes 282 amino acids. The transcript has 4 exons. The record is from RefSeq and is a predicted model, not a curated record.
GAGAGAGACUAACAAAAACAAAACCGCGUCCUCAUCAUCCUCUUUCUUCCUCCCCCUCUUCUGCUAAUCUAGGGUUUGUAAUCCCCCCUCGGUCGAUCGAUCGAUCGAUCGGUCUUCAUUCGGCAGCGAUGGCGCGCGUGCCAACGCAAGCGAUCGACCCGCGCUGCUCGACGACAUCAUCAGCAGGCUCCUCGAGGUUCGAUCGGCGAGGCCCGGGAAGCAAGUCCAGAUGUCGGAGGCCGAGAUCCGCCAGCUCUGCGUCGCUUCGAAGGAGAUCUUCCUCCAGCAGCCCAAUCUCCUCGAGCUCGAGGCUCCGAUCAAGAUCUGCGGUGAUAUUCAUGGUCAAUACAGUGACCUUUUAAGGCUUUUCGAAUAUGGAGGUUUCCCUCCUGAUGCCAACUAUUUAUUCUUGGGCGAUUAUGUGGAUCGAGGAAAACAAAGCUUGGAAACAAUAUGCCUUCUUCUUGCUUAUAAGAUCAAAUACCCCGAGAACUUUUUUCUUCUGAGAGGAAACCAUGAGUGCGCUUCUAUAAACAGGAUAUAUGGAUUUUAUGAUGAAUGUAAGCGUCGGUUUAACGUGAGACUAUGGAAGGUGUUCACUGAUUGCUUUAACUGUCUACCUGUAGCUGCUCUUAUAGAUGACAAAAUAUUAUGCAUGCAUGGCGGCCUUUCCCCAGAUUUGUCAAACCUGGACCAGAUUAAAAGCUUACCACGUCCUACCGAUGUCCCUGAUACUGGUUUAUUGUGUGACCUGCUUUGGUCCGAUCCUGGUAGGGAAAUUCAAGGAUGGGGAAUUAAUGAUAGAGGGGUUUCGUACACUUUUGGUCAUGAUAAAGUUGCUGAGUUCUUGACAAAGCAUGAUCUAGAUCUUGUCUGUCGUGCACAUCAGGUUGUGGAGGAUGGUUAUGAGUUCUUUGCAGAUAGACAACUAGUCACUGUAUUCUCAGCACCUAAUUACUGUGGUGAAUUUGAUAAUGCUGGUGCUAUGAUGAGUGUUGAUGAAACCUUGAUGUGCUCCUUUCAAAUUCUAAAGCCUGCAGAAAAGAAGCCAAAAUUUAUGAUGUCGACGAAAAUAUGAUUAUGAUAAACUGUUGUCUUCUUACUCUUCCCAAGUCCCUAGGUUCAUGGAGGUGUUAGUUCGAAGAUUAUUGUGGAGUUACAGAGCUUUUGUCCAACCUGACUGAAAAAGAAUUUUGUGCCAUUGUUGUCGGCACAGUCUAAAUUAUCUACCUUAUGUACUCAAUCACUGAUCAAUAUAUUUUUGGGAGCCGAAAUCUUUUGAUGGGAGAUGCCAGAUUAAUUUUCUCAUGGUGUGUGUGUGUGUGUGUGUGAAACUAUGAUGAAGUUGUACAUACAUUGAUUCUGUCAAGGUUGAUAACUUAUAAAUUCCUCGUA